Molecule: messenger RNA, 669 nt
Organism: Arabis nemorensis
Lineage: Eukaryota; Viridiplantae; Streptophyta; Magnoliopsida; Brassicales; Brassicaceae
Source: the annotation of a GenBank genome assembly
AUGGACGAAUCCACCAUCGAAGGGAUGAAAUCGCUGAAAUUGAAGGAUUGUGAAUCUAGUGAUGCACCCCUCCUUCGAGAUGUCCGUUUUUCCGUUGUGGGUUAUGACCCCGAACUUCGUGGGGAUGAGAUCAAGAGCGCGUUGACAAAACAUUUCCGUUCAUGUGGAGAGAUCAGGCAGAUUUAUAUACCCAGCGAUGAAAGGAUCCACAGAGCUCUCAUUUGCAUUCGUGGAGUAGACGUAGAGAAGAAGGCGUUGGAACUUAAUGGAAGUGACAUGGGANGAUGGGAUAUACAAGUUAAGUUUCCAAAACUUCGCAAGGCUAGUCCCAGACCCCACUUCAAAGGAUCAGGCGUGAUUGAUGUUGUGGGUUAUGACACUUCGCUUUCUGAGGAAGAUGUCAAGCCCGCCCUGGAUAAACAUUUCUCUUCAUGUGGAGAGGUCACUGAAGCUUUUCUUCUCGAAUGCCAGAACAAAGUUGUGGCUUAUAUCGAGGGAGAAGGCGCAGUAGAAAAGGCCUUGAAGCUUAGUGGCUGUGAAUGUGAUGUGAAAGAAUGUAAGAUUGUAGCUAAAAAGUAUAUUCGGCCAAAAAUACGCCAGCGGGUAACUGGCGGCGGCUCUGCUGUCCCAGAUUCGUAUACUAAGAAGGCGAAGAUGGCUAAGGUGUAG